Molecule: messenger RNA, 797 nt
Organism: Paramecium sonneborni
Lineage: Eukaryota; Ciliophora; Oligohymenophorea; Peniculida; Parameciidae
Source: the annotation of a GenBank genome assembly
AUGUAAGGAUUAAUCGACAUAGAGCCAAAACAAUAUUUAGAUUUUAUUCUAUAAGAAGGGAAAGUAGGGUAAACAACACUAAAUAUUUUCAAUUUGACUUCAAAUAAAUUAGCCUUCAAAGUAAGAAUAAGAUUAUCACAAGAUAAAAACAACAAGUCCAAAUUUGUUUUAAGUUAAACCUACUGUAGGUAUUAUUGAAGGAAAUGAUAAAGUGUGCAUAGAUAUCAGCACAUCUAUAUUACUAAAAGAGGAUAGUAAAUUGGAAUCAAAAUUUCAAAUAAACGCGUGUAUAUUAGAAUAAGACAUAUAGGGUAAAUAUAUAUAUAUAUACGAAAGAUCUGGGUAUAUUUUGGAGAUAAUAAGAUGCAUAAUUAAUUUAAUAAGUAUAAGUAAGAAGUAGGAUUAAACCUGCUGAAAUACAUCAGGAGAAUAUACCAUAAUAAUAACAAUAAUAGAAUGAAGUAUAAGAAAUUCAUGAAAAUGUGGGUUAAAUGUAUUAAUCGAUAAUUGAUACAUCAAGUAAAGAGAAAGAUGAGGAGAUAUAGAAAUAUUAAGAACAAGUUGUUUAAUUGGUAUGUAUAAUUUUUGAGAUAAUUUUAGUCUUAAGAUGUUUCUAAUUAUUAAUUAAUGUUAAAGAGUGUGAAAGAAUAGGAAGUGGCUAUAAAACAUCAUGGUAUUUAUAAUGAAGAAUAAUAUAUAAGGAAACAAAUUUGAGUUGAAAUAAGUGAUGAUAACAGCAUUAAUAUCGUUGAUUUUGGGUUUUAUAUUUGGGAAAUGAUUAAUAAAAAUUAUAAAUU